AUGGUUUUGACUGCCUACUUGUCUGUAUUGAUGGGUAGACGAAGUGCAGGAUUAGUUGCUUUGGUCCGCAUUCACUCCUGGGUGGCUUUGUCUGGUAAUGCCUCGAUUGGGAAAUGCUUGGCAUCAGAUUCACAUUUUCUAGAUUCUUUUGCGGUUGCUGCUCAUUGUCGCACUGUUAAAGAGAUCGUCCUGGUGUUGUGGGAGGCUCCAUCCUCUCCUUGGCUGAAAGUUAACACUGAUGGAUCUGUUAUUGCUGGGCAUGCGGCUUGUGGUGGUCUCUUUCGAGACUCUAGGGGCUCUUUCCUUAGUGCUUUAUGUUAUAACAUUGGGGAGGCAUCAGUUUACCAUUCUGAAGUUCUUGCUAUCAUUUUAUCCAUGGAGCACACGUCCUUUCAUGGGUGGCGUAAUAUCUGGUUGGAAAGUGACUCAUCUAGUGCUUUGCUGAUUAUUUCCAACUCUUCUUUGGUGCCUAUUAUGCUUCGAAACAGGUGGCAUAAUACCCGUAGUCUUGGUAUUCAGAUUAUUUCUUCUCACAUCUUUCAUGAAGGUAACUGUUCUGCGGACAGAUUAGCAAAUAUGGGUCAUACUAUGCAGGGCUCGGUUUGGUUAAAUGUGUUACCUUCAGAGUUGCAUCUUGAUUUCUUUAGGGAUAGACUAGGCUUGCCUAACUACAGGUUUCCUUAG
This is a messenger RNA of Medicago truncatula (barrel medic), 684 nucleotides long. RefSeq lists its product as uncharacterized. Lineage: Eukaryota; Viridiplantae; Streptophyta; Magnoliopsida; Fabales; Fabaceae. Bases 1 to 684 code for a protein of 227 amino acids. Gene Ontology annotation, molecular function: nucleic acid binding; RNA-DNA hybrid ribonuclease activity. The transcript is spliced from 2 exons. The record is from RefSeq and is a predicted model, not a curated record.